This is a messenger RNA of Planococcus citri (citrus mealybug), 3676 nucleotides long. RefSeq lists its product as uncharacterized. The transcript is spliced from 18 exons. NCBI's taxonomy places the organism in Eukaryota, Metazoa, Arthropoda, Insecta, Hemiptera, Pseudococcidae. The record is from RefSeq and is a predicted model, not a curated record. The coding region runs from base 318 to 2807 and encodes 829 amino acids.
GUGUACGAAUUGAUAAUAGGUCAUUUUUGGUACGAUCGGUGUGAUGUCGAUGUUCGGCGUGUGAGGAGAAGUGUUAGGAAGACGAAGACGUGAAGUUCGUAAUGCGAUAUGCAGUUACUGUGUUUUGUGCUAUUUUCGUUGUGCAGUCGUGUUUGUGCUGGUUUUAAUUUUAGAGGAUAAGUAUACGUAGAAUCGGCGUUGUUGGUUAUUAUUUUUUCGCCGCUGGUUUCGUGGAUAUAGUAAUUUUUCGUUUUAUUUUUCGUACCUACGCUGCUAGUUAAACUUGUAGAUCAAAUAAGCCGAAAGGAUGGAACAAUAUGGCCGAUUUGGCGGAUAAAAUCGACGACUUAAUUUGCACAUUCGACGGCAACGUGAAUACUACUUUAGAUACUAUCGCCAUGUAUAUGUUCGGCAUUUUCGUAUUCGUAUUAUUAACGGUAGUAAUAUUGUAUCAUUUGUACGGUAAGUACAAGAAACCCAAACAGAUCGCAGCGUCCGCUACCACCUCAGCGGCCAACGAAAAAACACAAAAUCUCGGCUCCGAGACGAAAACAUCCGUCAAAGAUUUAUCCAGCGGUAAAAAUGUACCCAGCGGUGGUUCUGCUGCCAAAACCGUACCGUCGACUCCUCCGGUGAGGAAAAGGCUCGGAUCGAAGUCCGGUAAAAUUGCGAAUAUAUCGACUAAACCGAAAUCCAUCAUUUUACCACCGCCGGCCACCGGAGCCGAAGUUGAAAGCACGAAAUGGGUUAACGAGCUUUUCCUCUGGUUGUAUUCGGAUCUGGCUAUCGUCAACGAAUUAGUCAAUUUUUGGAUCCAGUCGUUGAACGAGUCGAUGAAACAGUCUGUUGCUGAGCACGGAGUUGGAGUCGAGCUGAUUAGAAUGUUACCGGAAACGCACCCGCCUUCUUUGAAUAAUAUAUUUUGUGAAUGCGCACCCAACGACGACGUGACGAUCACUUGCGAUUGCGAAGUAACGCCGUCCCUGCAAUUGAAAGCUUUCCGACAAAAAGGCGAUAAAGUGGAAACGUCGCAUUACAGAGUGAACGUGACCAAACUUCGAGGCAGAUUGAACAUAUACUGUAUUACGGAGAAAUUACAAGCCGAAGUGAAAUUCGACGGAUGGCCCGAGAUAAAAAUUUUACUAGCCCAAGUAGGCAGCUUGAAGAACAACAACUUGGACGAGCAAUCUUUACAAGAAGUAAUCAUCGAAAUCGUCACAUCAGCAUUACGUAACUCUUGCAUUAAUUAUAAUCUGAGUCAAUACCACGGAUGUCCCAGACUGAUCCGAAAACCACCAGCUCCAGCCCAGUAUCUACCUUUACAUUACGAUAGUAUGUUAAUGAAUUCGAAUUCUAAUUUAUCGAGAACCGGUGGCAGUGGAAAAUUGACCGUGAAGGUUGUCAAAGCUGCGGGAUUGGCUGUCGAUGGAGCCAAGAUAAACGCGUAUUGCGUUAUCGAGGUGGAUAAUCCUCCGGCUAUUCAUCAAACAGGCGCCAUUUUCAGCAACACUAAUUCGCCAGUUUGGGAAGAACAGUGCGUCUUUGACGUGAAUGCCAAAACCAAAGAGAUUAUGUUCGAGGUGUAUAAUAAUACCGGUCAUAAAGAAAAUGAAAAAAAUCAGUUCCUCGGAUUGGCCAUCGUCAGCGUACAAGAAUUGCUGGAGAGCCCGUCUCAAAGACAGGUCAUCUCUCUACAGCCUCGUCCGUAUCAGAAUGAUAAAGUCAACGGAACGCUGACGUUAGAGUUCAUGUUGCUGGACGGCGUCGAAGCAAACGGUAAACAGACAAUAGAUGAGAAGUCGUACUCUGCCACACCCAACAAAAGUCGAACCAUUACGUCGAAAACAAUUUAUUCUAAUCCUUUAGACAGAGAUUACAUGAUGAAUGGUGUUGCCGAAAAAGCCUUAAAAGAUUUAGAAUCUCAGAGUAAAAACUCUUCCAAUAUGUCACCGAACAAAAGCACUCUAAUUAUCCAUAGCGUGCAAAAGCAGCCACAGAAUCAGAACACUUUGCAGGUGAAUCAAAAUAUGACCAAACGUUGGCACGAAGUACAUUUCUCGUCAAAGGACGGUAAUCAGAAUCAGAAUUACGAAGCUAACGUACAAAAUCCACAAGAUACGCCCGAUACGAGUCAGCAAAAUGGAGAUGAUCAAGGCAGAGGUCGUCGAAGAAAACGCGACUUUUUCGGCACGAUACGUAGAAGAUUGAAUAAAUCACGAGGAAGAGCUAAGUCGAUCGAUCGAAACGCCUUAUCGAAUGGCGAAGCGACCGCAGACGAGGCGACGACCGGAUGUCAUUCGCCUUCUACCAGAUCCGUAUCAGCGGACCGAGCUCGUGAUCAUUCGGCUCAUUCUGCACAUUCGACAGGAUACUUAAAAGUGGGUCCUUUACCGAGAGAAGGUUCGGCCAGAUCGAGUCUCAGUGAAAUGUCUGGCGUUAGCGGCGCUUCUUCCAGAACAUAUCUAAAUGAAGCUUCCACGUUGAUACUGGAAACUGUAGAAAAUGGUAUUAAAAAGUAUUACCUCGUUCCGUUAUCAUUAGCACAAAAAAAUAAAUGGAAGAAGAAAGGCACUAAGUUGCAUAUCUACAAUGAUCAUACAUUCGUCGCCAAACAUUUACCUGGCGGUACUAAUUGUCAAAUAUGUAAUCGAACCCUUCCUAGAAGACUGGGUAAGCAAGGAUACGAAUGUAGAGACUGUUCGCUUAAAUGUCAUAAGCAGUGUCACGUGAGAACUGAUUCCAGUUGCCCUAAUUCUACUGUACAGAAUCUCGAAUUGUCUGAGUUACCAGUACUGACUGAGUUCUAAGAUUAUGGAAUUUAUCGUACCUCGAAUAUGGUUGCUAAAUACUAUAGAAGCGGAUCUCUGAAAAUUCCCAAACUCGGAGCUGGCAGAUAAGCGAAUCAUGCACACCAGUUUACAUUUCGGUGAUGGUUUUUUUCUCUACUUUUGGUCAUGGUCUUGGGAGCAUUUAAAAUGCAAGGCUGUGUGUGUACUUACACUGCGUAUUAUACCUACUAUAUUAUUUACUAUAGAUCAUUUUAAUGUUUUUUCUCUUUGUUUUCUCUUUCUCUCUCUCUCUCUCUUUACUUUGUUUUCUUUCUUUUUUUUUAAAGUUAAUUUCUCAGUCGUUAUACGAUUUACUACUAAUUUUAUACAAACAUUUUUUUAUCCGUAUUGCUAGAGGCAAAUUUUAUAUCGAUUUUAAAAAAUUAUGGAGAGGGAUAUAUUGUUUCGCAGGAACGAUAAAAUAAUGUAAUUUGUUGAAUAAUGUUCUAUAUACCGAAAAGUCUUAUGUACUUGAAAAACGAUGUAUUUUAAUUUUUUUUUUUUUUGAUUUAUUCAAUGAGCUGGUAUCUAUGUACGAUUUUUUUCUCUCUCCUUUUGUUUUUUUUUCUUUUUCGUUAUUGUAUUGUUUUUUUAAAUGUAUUAUUUAUUGUUUCACUUGUGUUAGAUGUGUAUUUUUCUUCGCUUAUCACCGAUUUCUACGGUAUUUUUAAUUCUGGUCAUUUUUUUCUCUCUUUGUAUGUAUACCAUGUGAAGCAUUUCGUGCAAUAGAUGUCGUAAUAUUUAUCUGGAAAUCGUUACUAUACGAACAUAAUUUGGAAAAUUUUCUAAUCUGUAUUUAUUAUACCGUUUAAUUUAUUUUGUUGUGAAAUAUAAAUUUAGUUACUGUU